Molecule: messenger RNA, 2055 nt
Organism: Linum trigynum
Lineage: Eukaryota; Viridiplantae; Streptophyta; Magnoliopsida; Malpighiales; Linaceae
Source: the annotation of a GenBank genome assembly
UGAGAAGCACUUCCUAUUAUAUUAAGAGGAUAAAAACUAUAUUAUUAUGAAGCAAAUGAUUUAUGAGAUGCACGAAUCGAAAAUAGGAUUUAAAAAUGAAUUUAUGCUAAGAGAAAUACGGAAUGGUACAAGAAAGAAUCGAGAUAAAAACGAGUUGUGAGUGGAGCAAGGCCUAUAAUAAGAGAAUGGUUAAUGUGAUUACUAAAUAAUGUUAGAGAACGAGUCGAAACAAAUCGAAGCGUUAGAGUAUUGAUUGUGUUUAGAAUUACCAUCUACAUUAAACUUUUAACCUACUUUACAAAGUGUUCAUACAUAUCCGAUGUGGCAGACUCCGCAACGUGACACGUGGCCGGACACCAUUGACAUUUCAUACAAGAUACAACUAAUCUCACCGAACGAAACAGGAAACCUGAAGUGGGAAGACAAAUUGGUCAGACUUCUCUGAAGCUUCCUUCCCCCACCCAUUUGCUUGUCGAAAUUUCCGUUUCUCCAUCGUUGAAUUUCAAAGCACGUAUAUAACUUAGCUCUCUCCUCCCUUCCUCAUCCAUUGUACUGCCCAAUCUCAAGCUCACACCAGCCCCAACCUCCCGCCGCCAAAUGGAAACAGAGCGUCUCCGCCCAGCUGCCGCCGCCGGCAGCUACCAAGACGAAGAGAACAACUCAGCCUUCUCCGGCUGCAACUGCUUCGGCUCCUUAUUCUCGAGAUGGGGAAGCAAAACCGCCAGCAACGAAAGCAACGGCUACCUUCUGAUGCAAAACAGGGGAGGAGUGAAAACAGGGGAAGGUGAAAACCAGCAGCAGAAAACAGAGCCGCCGCCGUCUUCGUGGGUCAUGAGCCAGGUGAAAAAAUUGAAGGAGGUUUCGGAGAUGGUUGCGGGGCCUAAGUGGAAGAACUUCAUUAGAAAAAAACAGAGGAGGAAUCAGAAGUUCAAUUACAAUGCAGAGAGCUACGCCCUCAACUUCGAUUGCGGGUUGGAGGAGGAGGAGUACGAUUACGUUCCUGGGUUUUCACAGAGGUUCGCCGCCGCCGCCGCCGCGGUUCCGGUGGAUAACAGGAAUCGUGAAGCUUUUGGGUUGUGACAUGGAUCAGGGGAUGCUCUGUUAAUGAAAUUAUUCAUUCUUGUUCUUUGUUAAAUUCAUUGUCCUGUUGAUGAUUCAAUAGUCUGAAUGAAUGAAACUCAGAACUUAAUUUGAUGGUCUGAUAUUUGUACCGUCACUUAUGAGGCUAAUUAGGAGAUUAGUUUGAAUGAAGCGCAAGGAAAAACAGAGCAAAUUGUUGCAUAGGUCUGUCAUCUGUGGCCAUGGAUGACCAAAAAAAGGAAAAGAGUGUCGGCAAUGAUCUCUCUGGAGGAACCAGCUGGUCCCAUAAGCAAAGCAAGAACAAUGUUAUGAUUAGUUUGAAGUUAAUUUGUUUGGUUAGGAUCUAAAAAAGUUGGUGAUAAUGACGAUUAACAUGAAGGAUAAUUGCACAACAUAAUCAUUAUAGUUUUACUAAUGAUUUCAUAUCGGCUUCUUUAUCUAAGAUUGUAUGUCCGAGAAACUAUUUCAAUCUCAAUCUCAUUCCACUAAAUGGGCUGGGGAACAUGAGUUAAUGGAGAUGAAGGAAGCAAGGCAGUCUUUUCCUAUUAGCUAAGUCCCUGUUUUCAGCCCAGACAGAGAGUUAUGAGGAAAAGGAUCCGUGUUUUUCCUUCUUCUUCUGCUGCCGCCCUUUCUUUAAUCCUCUGUCGGAAAGGAUCGUUAAUGCCAAAACAACACACAGCAGAAAAACGUACGACUUGUUCUUCGAAAAGGGCCACACCAUUAUGCUGUCAACCACGAAGCUCUUUUGUCCUCCAGGAAAAAAGGUUCCUUCAGCCUUCAAACAUGGUGAAUUUAAUUAGCAUAUACUUGUGCCCAUUCAGAAGGCGAUGAGAAGAUCUUGGUGAGUAUUACUAGGAACUUGAAAAGAAAACAAAGACCUGAUACUUGAUGUUCUUAUAUAUGGACCUACUUUAGAUUAUUUUUGGUGAGUUAGACACAUUGAUGGGGAUGAUUUAAUAAAGGUUUACGAAGCUG